CACGCCGGAGGAGACGUGUAGGGGCCGGGUUCGGCCCUCGUUGAACUUUCACCCGAGCGUAGGGGUUUCUUUUUCCGGGACAAGAUGGCGCCCUCCACGCCGCUCUUGACAGUCCGAGGAUCAGAAGGACUGUAUAUGGUGAAUGGCCCACCACAUUUUACAGAAAGCACUGUAUUUCCAAGGGAAUCUGGGAAAAGCUGCAAAAUUUAUACCUUUAGUAAGGAUGGGACCUUGUUUGCCUGGGGCAACGGAGAAAAAGUAAAUAUUAUCAAUAUCACUAACAAGAGACUACUGCACUCCUUCGACCUCCCAAAGACAGUUUGCCUUGAAUUCUCACCAAAGAACACUCUUCUGGCAACAUGGCAGCCUUAUACUACUUCUAAAGAUGGCACAGCUGGGAUACCCAACCUACAACUUUACGAUGUAAAAACCGGGACAUGUUUGAAAUCUUUUAUACAGAAAAAAACACAAAAUUGGUGUCCAUCCUGGUCAGAAGAUGAAAUUAUUUGUGCCCGAAAUGUUAACAAUGAAGUUCACUUCUUUGAAAACAACAAUUUUAACACAAUUGCAAAUAAAUUGCAUUUGCAAAAAAUUAAUGAUUUUGUUGUAUCACCUGGACCCCAACCGUACAAGGUGGCUGUCUAUGUUCCAGGAAGUAAAGGUGCACCUUCAUUUGUUAGAUUAUACCAGUACCCCAACUUUGGUGGACCUCAUGCAGCUUUAGCCAAUAAGAGUUUCUUUAAAGCUGAUAAGGUUACAAUGCUGUGGAAUAAAAAAGCUACUGCUGUGUUGGUAAUAGCUAGCACAGAAGUUGACAAGACAGGAGCUUCCUACUAUGGAGAACAAACACUGCACUACAUUGCAACAAAUGGAGAAAGUGCCGUGGUGCAGCUGCCAAAAAAUGGCCCCAUUUAUGAUGUAGUUUGGAAUUCUAGUUCAACUGAGUUUUGUGCUGUCUAUGGUUUUAUGCCUGCCAAAGCAACAAUUUUCAAUUUGAAAUGCGAUCCCGUGUUUGACUUUGGAACUGGUCCUCGCAAUGCAGCCUACUACAGCCCUCAUGGACAUAUAUUAGUGCUAGCUGGAUUUGGAAAUCUGAGGGGACAAAUGGAAGUGUGGGAUGUUAAAAACUACAAACUUAUUUCUAAACCAGUAGCUUGUGAUUCUACAUACUUCGCUUGGUGUCCAGAUGGGGAGCACAUCUUAACAGCCACCUGUGCGCCCAGGUUGCGUGUUAAUAAUGGCUACAAGAUCUGGCAUUACACUGGCUCUGUCUUGCACAAGUAUGAUGUCCCGUCAAAUGGAGAGUUGUGGCAGGUUUCCUGGCAGCCAUUCUUGGAUGGAGUAUUUCCAGCAAAAACGAUAACGUACCAAGCAGUUCCAAGCGAAGUGCCCAGUGAAGAGCCUAAAGUUGCGACAGCUUACAGACCCCCGGCUUUACGAAACAAACCAGCUAGCAAUUCCAAAUUGCAUGAGGAAGAACCACCCCAGAAUAUGAAACCACAACCAGGACAUGAUAAGCCGUUAUCAAAAACAGCCCUUAAAAAUCAAAGGAAGCAUGAAGCCAAGAAAGCUGCAAAGCAGGAAGCAAGAAGUGACAAGACUGCAGAUGUAGCACCUACUCCUGCUGCCCAGAGUGUACCCCAGAACGCGGCCUCUCGGUCAGCUUCCGGUGACCCCGAAGUAGACAAAAAGAUUAAGAAUCUGAAGAAGAAACUGAAAGCAAUCGAACAACUAAAAGAACAAGCAGCAGCCGGAAAACAACUAGAAAAAAACCAGUUGGAGAAAAUUCAAAAAGAAACAGCCAUCCUCCAGGAGCUGGAAGAUUUGGAAUUGGGUAUUUAAAAAUUCACUAAAAGCAAAUCAAUACAAACAUCUUUAUUAAGCCUGUUGGUAUACCUGAAAUAUCUAUGUGCCUAUAUUUAAUAUUGGUCUGAAAUUUUAACCAUUUAUCCAAGAUUCUGCAUAUUAUGAAAUUAUUUAAUAGUUAUCUGUUUAUUGACAUUUACAUCCUCUAUUAUGUCAGUACAUGAUAAAGAAAUACCUGAAUUUUUCAGUUAAGCUGGACAAAUUAAGAGAUUCUGGUUUUCAACUGGGGACAGUAAUUUGCUAUGUAAAUGAAUAAAGACAUUUUAAAUUUG
Messenger RNA from Chinchilla lanigera (long-tailed chinchilla), 2138 nucleotides. It is a transcript of the gene Eif2a, whose product is annotated as eukaryotic translation initiation factor 2A, 65kDa. The transcript is spliced from 14 exons. NCBI's taxonomy places the organism in Eukaryota, Metazoa, Chordata, Mammalia, Rodentia, Chinchillidae. Bases 85 to 1842 code for a protein of 585 amino acids. Gene Ontology annotation, cellular component: cytosolic small ribosomal subunit. Gene Ontology annotation, molecular function: mRNA binding; ribosome binding; tRNA binding. Gene Ontology annotation, biological process: translational initiation. The record is from RefSeq and is a predicted model, not a curated record.